AUGGCUGCGGCGGCGCCUGGCCGGAGGCGGGGCGUCAUCUACGGCUACCGACUGGGCUCACGCGCACCCGUGGCAGGGGCCGGCAGCGGCGGCGACGGGGCCAGAGGCGCGCGCUCGCGCCCGUGGGGCAGCACUUGUGCCCCUCUCGCGUCGCUCACGCCCCGCGGCUGCGGUGGUGAGCUGGGAAGGUUCGGCCACGGCGAGAACAGCGGCUCCGUCAAGGCGCUGGCGGCCGCGGGCGAGCGGGUCUUCUCCGCGCACCAGGACGGCCGCGUCCGCGUCUGGCGCGUCUCCCGCCGCUCUCGCUCCGAGAAUGCCUUCAAGCUCGUCGCCGCGCUGCCCACCUCCAGGGACUACCUGGGCCGGGUGCUCUGCCAGGCCAGCUACGUGCAGAAGACGGCGCAGCGCAGCCACUGGCGCCUCUGGAUCGAGCACGCCGACAGCAUCUCCUGCCUCGCCGUCGCCACCACCGACCGCACGCUCAAGGUCUGGCGCAUCGCUGACCUCAAGUGCCUCGAGUACAUCCGUGCCCACGACGACGCCGUCGCCGCCGGCGCCGGCGCCGGCGCCGGCGUCGUCUACUCCGGCUCCGCCGACGGCCACUUCAAGGAAUGGGAGAAGGGCAAGGCGUCGCAUUUCCUCCAGGGCGUCCUCGUCGCUCGUGAUGUGUUGUGUCUCUACGUCGUUAGGGACCUGCUCUGCACCGGCUCCACCGACAAGACCAUCGGCCUUUGGCGCCGGCAGAGCAGCGGUGAGCUGGCCAAGGUGGGCGUCAUUGGAGGCCAUGAGGGCCCUGUAAAAUGCAUCCAGGCGUCCUGGUGUAGGCUCAGCAAUGGUUGCAUGGUCUACAGCGGGAGCCUUGACAAGACCAUCAGAGUUUGGUGGGUGGCCGGUGCUUUGCAGCAUGACAAUGGCAACGAGUAG
This is a messenger RNA of Miscanthus lutarioriparius, 924 nucleotides long. The record is from the annotation of a GenBank genome assembly. Lineage: Eukaryota; Viridiplantae; Streptophyta; Magnoliopsida; Poales; Poaceae.